ACAUCUUCUUCACCACUGCGAUCUUCAGCAACCCCCCAAACACCGCCACAAAGCCAUUCACUGGGUUUAUUGUUGCAUUGAAGCAGAAAUAGAGACGUCAUUUAGCUGCAUCGAGACUUCUCGGCGCAGUCGAUUAUUGGCUCAGCGCGUCCAGCAGUACCCCUGGUGCUAUACAGGCAACCUUUCUCCAUCUACCAACUAAGUACCAUCAGUAUCGCUUCACAGACAAUAAAGACGGGGCACUCAGGCGACUAUAGCAAUGGGCUAUCUGCUUCCUUUGGUGCUUGUGUCUGGCAUAGGCGCGGGUGCUGCUGUGUAUGUGGCUUCCUACGUGUCCCCGUCCGCGAAUCUGAUUUUACGCCUCAUCACGCUGGGAAUAGCCCUAUUGAUUUUCACAACGACCAGACAUAUCCAGCUCGUUGCUGCGAAGAGGCAGACACGUUGGCGCACUCAAGAAGCUCCCACAUCGGCGGCUACAGCCAAGGAUGAUUACUUUCUCUUCGUGCUCGGUUCCGGUGGACACACAAAAGAGAUGCUCAUGAUGAUGGAUGACGGAUUCUGUGAUUUCAGCAGAACACAUCGCCGAUACCUCAUUUCCAGCGGAGACAAAAUGUCCGAAAAUCAUCUGGAAGACUACGAAACAGACCUUGCCCAACUCUGCGCAACGAAGAAGUGCACACCUGGGUCUUUUGAUAAGAAGAUUGUUACACGUGCACGUAGAGUCCAUCAGCCUCUCUGGAGUACACCAUUCUCUGCCUUCCGGAGUGUACUAGAUAUCUUCCCAUGCCUGUUGAGCCCGCCAUCGAGCGCAGUUGGACAACGACGAAGACUACCAACGCAAAUAUUCUCCAAUGGACCGGCCACCGGGUUCUUUGUUGCCUUGGCAGUACAUAUUCUCAAACUCUUCUACAUCGUACCCCAGGACUCAAUGCGUUUUGUCUACGUUGAGUCGUGGGCGAGAAUAUCGACACUCAGUCUCACUGGCAAGCUGCUACACUGCACAGGCAUCGCCGAUUUAUUUUUGGUGCAGCAUGAUGAGGUAGCGAAAAAGUAUGGCCUUCAAAAUGCCGGCGAGAUGGUCUUCAAUGCUCGAAGGGUUGGUCUGUAGGAAGGAAGAGAUACGCAUCAGGAUGAAUCAAGAAAAGGAA
This is a messenger RNA of [Torrubiella] hemipterigena, 1148 nucleotides long. NCBI's taxonomy places the organism in Eukaryota, Fungi, Ascomycota, Sordariomycetes, Hypocreales, Clavicipitaceae. The record is from the annotation of a GenBank genome assembly.